Bacidia gigantensis is the source of this 1413-nucleotide messenger RNA. RefSeq lists its product as uncharacterized. Gene Ontology annotation, cellular component: cytoplasm. NCBI's taxonomy places the organism in Eukaryota, Fungi, Ascomycota, Lecanoromycetes, Lecanorales, Ramalinaceae. The transcript has 4 exons. The record is from RefSeq and is a predicted model, not a curated record. Gene Ontology annotation, molecular function: oxidoreductase activity. The coding region runs from base 1 to 1413 and encodes 470 amino acids.
AUGGUAAUGUAUGUGCCCAAUGAACCGAAUGAUUUUCUCCUUGGUCAUCGUACCACGGAAGAGCUUCCAUCAGAAGCAGAUGUGGUGAUAGUUGGCUCCGGGAUAACCGGCGCCUCGGCCGCAAGGUUUCUGCUCGAGGAUAAACGAGCGAAGGGGCUCGAGAUCGUGAUGCUUGAAGCACGAGAAGUCUGCUGGGGAGCCACGGGAAGGAAUGGGGGGCAUUGCCAGCCACUACUUGUUGACUCUACGCCAGACGUUGCAUUAUUUGAAAUCCGAAACUGGGAGACUAUUCGUGAUUUUAUCGAGCUGCAUCAUGUGCCCUGCGAAUGGCGAGUCGUUGAAGCCUGCAGGACUUAUUGGAGCCAGGCUUUAGCUGACGAAGUGAGCCAACGUGUAGCCCAUUUCAUAGUCACAGAGCCAGAGCUAGCUUCGAGGAUCAAGCUCGAACGCGAUCAGGUCAAGCUACGACGUGCUCAUAGGGUUAAUGGCGCACCAAUCGCGACGCUCACGACCAAUGCAGCGUCCCUUUGGCCGUAUAAAUUGAUCACAAAUAUUAUCGAAAAGCUCAUACAAGGCGACGGAAUCAAUUUGCAGACCCAGACCCCAGUCACUAGUAUUGAAAGCUGUGGGACGCCAACAAGCUCAGCGAGAUGGCGUCUCCACACGUCUAGAGGCAGUAUCACCGCUCGUCACGUCAUUCUCGCAACGAAUGGCUAUACAUCUCAUCUUCUUCCGGAGUUCAGCGACUUGAUUGUUCCAGAGCGGGGAGAACUGUCAGCUCUCCUCCCACCAAAGAACUCUACCCGCCUCCCCAAUUCCUAUGGCUUCGUAGGCGCAAAUGAUGGGAUGCCUCAUCAUGAUGACUAUCUCAAUCAGCGGCCAUUCUCCGGCGUCCCCAAUCCUGCCGGACACUUGAUGUUCGGAGGCGGCAAGGCGAGUGCAACAAUGGAGCAUCUUGCCACAACGGAUGAUUCGGUCAUUGACGAAGGCGAGGCUCGGUAUUUGAGACGCGAGCUUCUGCAUUUACUGGAUCUUGAUGGUGAGACAGAAGGUUUACAGGAAUUAAAAGCAACGCAUGAAUGGUCGGGUAUUUGGGGGACGAGCAGAGACCACGCUCCGUGGGUUGGAGCCGUACCUCAGCGCAAGGGUGUGUGGCUUGCUGGGGGUUAUACAGGCCACGGCAUGCCGAAUGGCACACUGUGCGGUCGAGCCGUCGUGGAAAUGCUACUAGGCGAGGAAAGUGGUGCGCCUCAGGACUAUGUAGAAGAGAAGCUUGUAAGGACUGGCAAUUUACCGCAAAGCUAUAUAAUCUCAGAAGAGAGGAUCGCACGGGCGAGAGAAUUGGAUACAGUUCAAGAACAAGAGGCGAAGGGUUGGCGGGGGCCUGAAAAGCCAACUUACCUUCGAACCUAG